UCCCUUUCUCUCAGGAAAUCCAUAAUCUAACUCAAGAUUUCCUGUUUACACCUGUCUUCCACUGCCCUUCUCUCAGUUAAGCUUUUUAUUAGUUUUAGCCAUCUGGGUGUUCCUAAAAAAUGGCAACAAUUAUCGGAAAUGGUCACCAGAAUGGUUCUUUAGAGGGUCUGUGUAUAACUCGUGAUCCACUGAGUUGGGGAGUGGCUGCUGAGUCAAUGAAAGGUAGCCAUUUAGAUGAAGUGAAGAAGAUGGUGAGUGAAUAUAGGAAACCUUUGGUCAAGUUAGGUGGCGAGACCUUGACUGUAGCUCAGGUGGCUGCUAUCGCCAGUCAUGAUGCCGGUGUUAAGGUGGAGCUUGCUGAGUCAGCCCGAGCUGGGGUUAAAGCUAGCAGUGACUGGGUUAUGGAUAGUAUGAAUAAAGGAACUGAUAGUUAUGGUGUUACUACUGGUUUUGGAGCUACUUCCCAUAGAAGAACCAAACAAGGUGCUGCUCUGCAAAGGGAGCUUAUUAGAUUCUUGAAUGCUGGGAUUUUUGGCAAUGGAACAGAAACAUGUCACACAUUACCUCACUCUGCAACAAGAGCAGCAAUGCUAGUGAGAAUCAAUACUCUUCUUCAAGGUUACUCAGGCAUUAGAUUUGAAAUCUUGGAAGCCAUUACUAAACUCCUCAACCACAAUAUCACUCCAUGCUUGCCUCUCCGUGGCACAAUCACUGCUUCAGGAGAUUUAGUUCCAUUAUCUUAUAUUGCUGGAUUAUUAACCGGCCGGCCUAAUUCCAAAGCCAUUGGCCCACAGCCUAAAGAAGGUCUUGCUCUUGUUAAUGGCACAGCAGUUGGUUCUGGGUUGGCUUCUAUGGUUCUAUUUGAAGCAAAUGUUCUUGCUGUCUUGUCAGAAAUAUUAUCAGCAAUUUUCGCCGAAGUUAUGAAUGGAAAACCUGAAUUUACUGAUCAUUUGACACAUAAAUUGAAGCACCAUCCUGGUCAAAUUGAAGCUGCAGCUAUAAUGGAGCAUAUUUUAGAUGGUAGCUCCUACAUUAAAGCUGCUAAACAAUUACAUGAAAUUGAUCCAUUGCAGAAACCAAAACAAGAUCGUUAUGCUUUAAGAACUUCUCCUCAAUGGUUAGGCCCUCAAAUCGAAGUUAUUCGAUUUUCUACUAAAUCAAUUGAAAGAGAGAUUAACUCUGUCAAUGAUAAUCCUUUGAUUGAUGUUUCAAGAAACAAGGCUUUACAUGGUGGAAACUUUCAAGGCACACCAAUUGGCGUUUCAAUGGAUAAUGCACGUUUGGCUAUUGCUUCAAUUGGGAAGUUAAUGUUUGCUCAAUUUAGUGAGCUCGUAAAUGAUUUUUACAAUAAUGGGUUGCCUUCAAAUCUUUCUGGAGGAAGAAAUCCGAGUUUGGAUUAUGGAUUCAAAGGAGCUGAAAUUGCAAUGGCUUCAUACUGUUCUGAGCUUCAAUUUCUUGCUAAUCCAGUUACUAGCCAUGUGCAAAGUGCAGAGCAGCAUAAUCAAGAUGUGAACUCAUUAGGGUUAAUUUCUUCAAGAAAGACUCAAGAAGCCAUUGAUAUUUUGAAGCUUAUGUCUUCAACUUUCUUAGUAGCACUAUGUCAAGCUAUUGACUUGAGGCAUUUGGAAGAGAAUUUGAAGCAUGCAGUUAAAAAUACCGUAACUCAAGUAGCUAAAAGAGUUUUAACUACUGGUGGUAAUGGAGAACUUCAUCCUUCAAGAUUUUGUGGGAAAGAUUUGCUUAAAGCUGUCGAUCGCGAACAAGUGUUUGCCUAUAUUGAUGAUCCCUGUAGUGCUACAUAUCCUUUGAUGCAAAAACUAAGGCAAGUUCUUGUCGAACAUGCCUUGGCGAAUGGCGAAAAUGAAAAGAAUGCUAGCACUUCAGUUUUCGAAAAGAUUGGUGCUUUUGAAGAAGAAUUGAAAACCCUUUUGCCUAAAGAAGUUGAAAGUGCAAGAGAAGCAUAUGAGAGUGGAAGUGCAGCAAUUGGCAAUAAGAUUAAGGAAUGCAGGUCUUAUCCUUUGUAUAAGUUUGUGAGGGAGGAGUUAGGUAGUGGAUUGCUCACCGGAGAGAAAGUCCGGUCACCUGGAGAGGAGUUUGACAAGGUUUUCACUGCUAUGUGUGAAGGAAAGAUUAUUGAUCCAAUGAUGGAAUGUCUCAAGGAAUGGAAUGGUGCUCCUCUUCCAAUUUGUUAAGUGUAUUUUUCUUAAAUUUUUGGGUUUUUUAGUUUUCUUUUGCAGUUCAAAAUUUCUUUUCCCAGUCCCUUCUAUGUACUUAAAAGUUUGAUGAUGGGAUGUACUAAAGUUUGUGAUAUAACAAUCAAUAAUUAAUGCAUUUCUUUCUUCAAUCUUUAA
Jatropha curcas is the source of this 2351-nucleotide messenger RNA. RefSeq names its product phenylalanine ammonia-lyase. Gene Ontology annotation, biological process: L-phenylalanine catabolic process. Lineage: Eukaryota; Viridiplantae; Streptophyta; Magnoliopsida; Malpighiales; Euphorbiaceae. Gene Ontology annotation, cellular component: cytoplasm. Gene Ontology annotation, molecular function: ammonia-lyase activity. The record is from RefSeq and is a predicted model, not a curated record.